Molecule: messenger RNA, 1524 nt
Organism: Eucalyptus grandis
Lineage: Eukaryota; Viridiplantae; Streptophyta; Magnoliopsida; Myrtales; Myrtaceae
Product: ELMO domain-containing protein B
Exons: 9
Coding region: 506-1228 (240 amino acids)
Source: RefSeq, a predicted model, not a curated record
CCCUACCCAUUUCCAUCUCGCAUGGUCUUGUUACUUACAUCGAAUCCUUUGGUUCUGAUACUGGCGUCUCGAAAUGUGCACCAGCUAUAAUUGUUGGAUUCUGCAUAGCUGGUGAUGGAGUUUCAUUUAUUCUACGUGUAUCCUGCAUUUUGAUUUCCCUCGUUUUAUGUUUUGUCCCUGUUCAGCAUCAUGUCUGUUGUUUCGGAGUCAUCCUAAUUGCUAAUCUUGAGAGACCGUGGUCACAUUCUAUUCCCAAUGUAGGAAAUGUUAUUUUCCUUCACUUUUGAGUAUUCUAUGCCUGCUACAUGGAAUGGACUAACAAAUGUUCGUGCAGUGAGGGGUUUAUCUCUGUCUCUUUUGUCAUGCAUUAUUUAGAUACUAAAGUUGCUUCCAAAACACAAACGUAGGUUGAUGAGGAUGAAAUUUACUGGAGACAGAAAGGGGACAAUGAAGAGUUGGAAUGGUCACAUUACGCAAAAUCACAGUUAGCUCAAUGUUUUAAUUCAUGGCUGUUGUAGCUAAUGCUAUGGUUGGACCAAGAUCCUGGAUUGGAGGACUCUUCAACCGCUCCACCAACAGACGUAAUGACAAAUAUGUUGACUAUCCUUACAGUCCUCUUCAGGUGCAACGGCUUCAAAGACUUCAAGAACGUUUGCAAGUACCAUUCGAUGAGACACGCCCGGAUCAUCAGGAAUCUCUUAGAUCAUUGUGGUAUGCUGCCUUUCCCAAUGUUGUUUUGACGGCCUUAAUAUCGGAGCAAUGGAAAGACAUGGGCUGGCAAGGUCAUAAUCCAUCAACUGACUUCAGGGGCUGUGGUUUUGUUUCCCUGGAGAAUUUGCUGUUUUUUGCCAGAACUCACCCAAAAUCUUUUCAUAGGUUGUUGUUCAAGGAAGGUGGGAAACGAGCAACCUGGGAGUAUCCAUUCGCUGUUGCUGGCAUAAAUGUUACUUUUAUGUUAAUUCAGAUGCUAGAUUUAUAUUCAGUCAAACCAAGGUGCCUUCCGGGAGUCAAUUUUGUCAAAUUGUUAGGAGAAGAUGAAGAAGCCUUUGAUGUCUUAUACUGUAUAGCUUUCGAAAUGAUGGACGCGCAGUGGCUUGCCAUGCAUGCUUCUUACAUGGAGUUCAAUGAGGUUCUUCGGGUAACGAGGACGCAGUUGGAGAGAGAACUGUCUCUGGAAGACGUCCACCGAAUCCGGGAUCUACCAGCCUACAAUCUGCUGUACCAAUAGAGACAUUCAACUGCUUCGCUUCCAGAUAUUGAGCAUCCGAGAAACGCAGUCGCACGGUGAAAAGUUAGGAAAACGCCCGGGUUCAAGUUUCGCGCUUGCCGACCGCAUGCCAUGCAUGUCUGCUUGAGGAUUUGCAGCUACAUGUAGCUGAAAUGUGUAGACUUUUGGUGGACUCAAUGAGAAAAACGUUGGGAAAUUGAAUCGGGCUUGACUUCUGUGUAAUUGUGACCGACAUUUCUCAAACACAGACUUUUUCCUGUAACUGAAACCAGAAGGAACUUUUCUUCUUUUUUUUU